Molecule: messenger RNA, 3574 nt
Organism: Xyrauchen texanus (razorback sucker)
Lineage: Eukaryota; Metazoa; Chordata; Actinopteri; Cypriniformes; Catostomidae
Gene: adnp2a
Product: ADNP homeobox 2a
Exons: 4
Coding region: 257-2956 (899 amino acids)
Biological process (GO): regulation of gene expression
Cellular component (GO): nucleus
Source: RefSeq, a predicted model, not a curated record
UUUUUCAGUAGGAGUGGGAUGAUGUUUUACUGAGGGACAAUCAAAAGUGGGCAAAUCUUGUGCUUGGUUCAGAUUUCAACAUAAGAUCACCAAUGCGAUAAGGAACACGGAUUGAGCGCAACUCGGAUGCCUCAUACUCUGAAGUAGUCGAUUCCAUACUGCGCGCCUUCCAGUGACGCCGGAAGAAAACGGACGCACGCAGGCAUCCAUCCACUCAAUCGGACAUUCUGAGCCAGAACACUGAAGGACCAACAAAAUGUACCAGAUUCCAGUGAAGAACUUGACAAAACUCAGACGACCGAGGAAACGCGUCAAAAGUAUUUUGUGUGACAUUGGGAUGCAGCAAUGUCAAGACCUAAUAGAGACAUACAAAGGCUUUGAUGCUGGUGAUGCAAGUUUUAACAACACCGAAUGGGAUGAUUUCACUGAUGGUCAUGUUGGCAAAUGGAAAAGAAAGUAUCCGUACCGGAGCCAGACACUGUGUUGUAGUCUAUGUUGGCACUCUAGCCGGUCAGUAGCCACAUUCAGAAGUCAUAUUCAUCGUUACCACAGGGAGAAGCUGGACCUGGCCAGUCUGUUAUUGUGCCCCUACUGCCCAUUUGUUAGUGCUCCAAAAGUCACAGAGCAACACAUUAGGUUUUUCCACAUCCUGUCUUCAAAAGCCAAGCCCACAUUUUUUCAAAACAUCGCCAGCCACUCUUUGGCCCAUGCACCAAAAACUGUGUCAGUUACUAUCUCUGCCGAUGCUGCUGAUGACAGAUAUAUCUGUGCAACCUGUGGGUAUCAUGACUCUUUAAUAUAUGUAAUGAAAAAGCACGUCUUGGUAAACCACUAUGCUGCAUUGUUGGAUCGUUACUUUGGGUUUGGGUCAGAUAUUACGCAGAAGGGUGAUGGUGAGAAAAAACGUGAUGGCACUACUGCAAAAUAUCACUGCAAAGUGUGCAAACUGCCAGCAGAGACCAUCGAGCAUCUACUCUAUCAUAUUUUGAGUUCAGAGAAGCACAAGGACUUGCACUGGCACAUAAUGCCUUCUAUCAUUGAAAAAGACUGUGCAAACCAAAUUGUUGGUCAACAGAAUCUGCUAAGCCUUGCACCAAAAGCAAUGCAGCAGGUCACGUUGCUUGCCAGACCGAACUAUAUGCAGCAGCAGACACCGCAAACAGAUGGAAAUGGUGUCAACAAGUCUAAUGGCGCUGUACUUCUAGCUGGGCCGAGCAACACUGCUUUGUUUUGCUCUCCUGGUUCAGGGCAGAUGUUUCUGUCCCCUCAAACACAAGCUCUACUUUCAGGCACAGCUGUUACUACGCAUCAGCAGCCCCCCACUGGGAUCCCACAAGUCAUGCCUACUUCACCAGUAAUGAAGUCAAUUAAUAUGGUGGUGCCAAACAUGCCACAAAGUGCACCCAAAACAGUACCCAUUACCAUGACCAUGCCCAGGCUACCACAAGGUCCGCAACCACAGCAGGUUCUUUUUCCACCCGCUGUUCAGGUCAAUCUCCCUGGCGAAAUGGGUGUACGUCCACCCUUCCUUGUUACUCAAGGUCUUCAGCUGAAUCAGUCAGUUCCCAGAGCUCCUCUCUUAGCCUCGCAGUCUGUGCGUCUCAUUCCCACAGGCAACAAAGUAAACGGUGUUCCGACCUACACUCUAGCACCUGUUCAAGUCACUAUGCCUGUCCAGGGCAGCCCUGCUCAAAUGGUUUUGACACAAAACACUCCUCAGAUCAACCAGCCUACAAAUACAGCAGUAGUGCCUGCUGGUCUUAUGCCUACAAUUCAGAGGGCAAUAAACAAAAAUAGUAUACCAAACGAGUUGGCUGUGCUGGCUCCAUUUUUGAAGAAACACGAUGAUCGCACUGUCAAGUGUCUGAGGUGCAAGAUUUUCCUGAGAGAGCAGGGGAUUUUUCAGCAUUUGUUGCAUGGCUUGAAGUGUCUGUUCUGCCCUCUGAUGUUCUACUCCUUCAAGCAAGUCAUGGAGCACACAAAUACAGAGCACAGUCUCAAAAUCAUGGAAAACCGCAAUUACAUAAAAGAACAGUUUAACCUUGACUGUGACAAUAAGGGCAACCUGAUGUUUACUACCUUUAAUCUAAACACAGAUGUGCCCAAGGAUCUCCUUGAAAACAGAGAGCUCAACCUUGCAUUGGUCACUAGCUCUCAAGAUAAGAUAUACAUAAAAAUGUAUCCAGAUAAGGCAGAACACCCAACCACAGUGAAGGCAACAUCUACCAAAUGUCCAUUUUGUCCAGUCAAGUUUGAGACCUCUAAAGAAUACGAGCAGCAUCUUCAAGCAAAACACCACAUCGUUCCCACCAUUCACGCAAUAUUGAAAACUCCUGCCUUCAAAUGCAUAUAUUGUUUUGGGGUGUAUUCUGAAAAAUCCACACCAAAAACUAUUUCCAUCCAUUUACAACGGUGUCGCUGUGCCCCCCAAGCAGUCAAGGAUGCAGAGAGGCAACUGAAUCCAGAUACAUUGGGACGCACUGAUGGUGAUGUCAAUAAUUCUGCUCAGGUGGGACAUUCUUCAGAAGUUGCUUGUCAGGAUGCAAAGGAAUUUGUCAAGCCAAAGAGAGAGGUAAUUGCUGAGAAAAGCAGAAAAAAGAAUUUGACAAUUCUUAAGGCAGUUUUAAAGGAAGAAAUCCCUCAGACUCCAGUCCAACUAGUCUUGGAUCCAGUAGGGAUGGAGUUGACAUCUUUUGAGAGCAGAAAAGAAUUCCUUUCAAGGUACUUUCACAUCAAGCCAUACUUGACAAAAAAUGAGACGGAAACGCUUGCUUCCCGUUUGUAUAUAAACAAAGGUGACGUAAAGGCUCACUUUAAUUCCAAGAUCACCAAGUGCUUGAAAGCAAUUCAGAAGAAAAAGGUUCAUGUGCGUCUUGGGUUCAGAAUGAUCGAUGUUAAAAAGUUGAAACACAAUCUCUUCUUUCCAGAGGUGGAGCCUGUAAAAAAAAUGGCAUAAACAUGUUUACUAGAAAUAUAUGUUUGUAUAGCAUGUUCCGACUAGGAUGUAAAUCAUUGUAGGAUGUUUAUUUAAAAUGACUUGAUUUCCUCAUUUAAAAGAUGAUUUCCUCUUGGCAUUUGUCUGUUUGGAAAAAGGGGAAUCUACAGAAAUGCUGAAAAGUAAUUUGAUCACCAACCUUGAACUCUACAUUUGUGUUGUGUGUGUGUGUAUAUAGUUCAUGUGACAACAAUGUUGAAAUGUUUUUGUACACAUCUAUACUGUAAGAAAAAACACUCAGUUCUGCAUUUUAUAUUGAAGUCAUAUAUGUUUCUUUGCUUGGGACAUUUAAUAUAAAUUUGGGUAAAUCUGUAGUGAAAUCUGCGUCUUACAUUUUAUAUUAGGUCUGUAAAGUGAAGGCUUGGUAAACUAUUGCUACUAACUUGCAAACUUGUCAGCAUUGUAAUAGCCGUAUCACAGUGAGGGACACUUUAUAGUGUUUGUAUGUUCAUUCUUUCUUAUAGUACCCUGUAAUCAUUUCAGAGAUGUGAAAAAGAUAAGUGCCUCCGUGUCCUAGAAGGUUUGCAGUUGUAUUUGACCCUCGAAAUAAACUUGACUAAUCAUUACAAGUGUGCGUUU